This is a messenger RNA of Ziziphus jujuba (common jujube), 1932 nucleotides long. RefSeq names its product cytochrome P450 724B1. Gene Ontology annotation, biological process: sterol metabolic process. Gene Ontology annotation, molecular function: oxidoreductase activity, acting on paired donors, with incorporation or reduction of molecular oxygen; monooxygenase activity; iron ion binding. The transcript has 8 exons. The record is from RefSeq and is a predicted model, not a curated record. Lineage: Eukaryota; Viridiplantae; Streptophyta; Magnoliopsida; Rosales; Rhamnaceae. The coding region runs from base 236 to 1684 and encodes 482 amino acids.
UAGAGUAAAUUAUUCAAAAUAGAAUCUUAUGGGCCGGAUAUUAUUGGAUUCGAGGGACAAUAUAUAUAUAUAGUACAAGCUAGAAGGUGUGGAUGCUUUAAGUGAGGGGACAUGCAAGUGAAAAGCUUAUUGCUAUAUUGUGAGUAUCCUUUUUUCUCAAGGGAAAACCAAAAAUAAAAGGAAAAACAAAGAAAAAAGAAAAAGGAAAAAUAAAAAAACACAGACAGACAACACUAUGUUUGGGUUUUUUCCUAUCUUAUUUGCUCUGUUUCUAGGCCUAUCUCUUGCUUAUCUGCUUCUAAAAUUCUUUAACAAGAAAAAGUACGAAAAUUUACCUCAUGGUAACAUGGGUUGGCCCAUUUUUGGGGAGACUCUUGAAUUCCUCAAGCCUCAUAGUUCAAACUCCAUGGGGAGCUUCUUGCAAGAACGUUGUUUCAGGUAUGGAAAGGUGUUCAAAUCUCAUCUAUUUGGUGCACCCACCAUAGUUUCCUGUGAUCUUGAGCUCAACAUGUUUAUUCUUCAGAACGAAGGCAAACUAUUUGAAACUAGCUAUCCAAAGCCCAUCCAUGGUAUUCUUGGAAAGUAUUCUCUGCUGCUGGUUUCCGGAGAUCUCCAUAAGAAGCUGAGGAAUAUUGUUGUAAGCUUCAGCAGCUCAUCCAAAUCCACACCUGAAUUCCUUCACUGGGUUGAAAAGCUAUCUAUUUCAACGAUGGACUCAUGGAAGAACCGUAGAGAAGUUUCCUUCUUCAAAGAAGCUAAAACGUUUACAAUGAGUAUUAUGGUAAAGCACCUUUUGAGUAUUAAACCGGAGGAGCCACUUGCUGCUGAGAUAUUGCAUGACUUCGAAACAUACAUGAAAGGGUUCGUUUCUCUACCGCUAUAUAUCCCUGGAACCGCAUAUACCAAGGCUGUGAAGGCUAGAGAAAGAUUAUCUUCUACUGUUAAAGAGAUUAUCGAAAAAAGGGAAAGGGGAAAUGCAGGAGUUGCUAAUGAAGGAGAAGACUUCUUGGAUGUGAUAUUGUCAAAGCAGAAGCUAAGCGACGAAGAGAUGGUGAGCAUUGUAUUGGACAUCUUGCUAGGCGGCUACGAGACAACCUCAACACUCAUGGCCUUAAUUGUCUACUUUCUAGGUCAUUCUCCAAAUUCUUUUCAAACUUUAAAGGAAGAACACCAAGCAAUAGCAGAAAAUAAAAAUGAGGAUGAAGCCCUAAAUUGGGAAGAUUACAAGAAAAUGCAGUUUACUUACCAUGUUAUAUGGGAAGCAAUGAGAUGUGGGAAUGUGGUGAAAUUUGUGCACAGGAAAGCUCUUCAAGAUGUCAAAUUCAAAGGCAUUGUGAUACCCUCAGGGUGGAAGGUUCUUCCCAUGUUUACAGCCGCACAUUUUGAUCUUUCUAUUCAUGACAAACCCCUCGACUUUAAUCCUUGGAGAUGGAUUCAUGAUAAAGAAAUGGGCAAAAAAGUGACACCCUUUGGUGGUGGACCAAGGCUUUGUCCGGGGGCCGAACUAGCUAAAGUUGUCAUUGCAGUGUUCCUCCAUCAUCUUGUCCUCAAUUAUAGUUGGAAAACAAAAGCAGAGGAUAUCCCUCUUGCUUUGCCUUAUGUUGAAUUCAGAAGAGGUCUUUCAAUGGAGAUUCUACCAACAAAUUACGAGAGGAUUAAUGUGAAAAGAAGAAGAUCACCAUGAUUGAGCAGAGAGCCUCUAUCAUGCAAUUGUAAAGGACAUUCAAACCCAAAAUUUAACACAAAAUGUCCACAACCUCCAAGGCUUGCUGUGAAUCGCUUUAAGUAUAUAUUUAUAUCCAAACUCCAAAGCCUAAUGGGUUCCCAACAAAAAAAACAAAAGGUUGGAGCCCUCCAAAUAUAUCGCAGGGCCUAGUUAGCUGCUAGCUAGCCAUCUAUAUAAUUCAAAUAAAAGUAGUAACUUUUUUAUUA